AUGUAUUCUGUAGAUUGUAUAUCCUUAUCUGACACACAGAGACGAAAUUAUAGUGAUAAUUUGACGGAAAUGAUUUGUUCGAAUUAUUCCAAAACAAACCCGUUUAGUGGUGACACUGGAAAAGUUGAAUUGCCAUCAUAUUAUUCCCCACUUUUCGCUGCAGUAGCGGCAACUCUCAGCGCUGUGAUUUUCACUUUUGGUAUACUGGGAAAUAUCCUUGUAGUGGUGGUCAUUAUCCGUACCCGCAGCAUGCACACCACGACAAACUGCUACCUUCUGAGUCUAGCUCUAGCUGAUAGCUUGGUUUUACUAACAGCCACUCUACCAGCCAUCCCAGAGCCUUUUACAGAGUCGACGAGUGGCCCUUCGGGCUACCUGGGCAUUGAUAUCUCCUCGCUUUCCAUAACCGCAUUCACUAUAGAAAGAUAUAUUGCCAUCUGUCACCCCAUGAAGGCUCAGACCAUGUGUACAGUCAGCAGGGCAAAGAAAAUCAUAGCCAUUUUGUGGAUAUUUACGUUCCUGUAUUGCUCGCCCUGGCUGGGUCUAACAGUGGAAGCGACUGUACGCAACGAACCACCGGUACUCAAGUGUCAGAAGCGACUGGCCAGGUCAUCUUACCUUGUGACCUACAUGAUUGACCUCAUUCUCUUUUACGUCAUCCCGCUUAUCAUCGCCACCGUCCUCUAUUUAUUGAUCGGUCGAAUCCUCUACCUCAGCAGAGCCUUGAGGAAGUCCGAACAGCCAUCAUCUCGACAUUCGCAGAAAGGGUCUGCGGUGAGGCGAACAGAUUCCAGAGUCCAA
Candidula unifasciata is the source of this 801-nucleotide messenger RNA. The record is from the annotation of a GenBank genome assembly. NCBI's taxonomy places the organism in Eukaryota, Metazoa, Mollusca, Gastropoda, Stylommatophora, Geomitridae.